AUGCCGUAUUAUACUCCAGUACCUCAUCCUGCUGGUUGGAAAAAUCCGAUGGGCGGGCCCCGGCCUAUGGGACCACCGCCAUCUACAUAUCCUCCACCGAUCGAGCCUUACGGUUCUUACUAUGUACCGCAUCAAGGACCAGUCCACUCUCAUCCGUACGCCGCCACACCACGCAGUCAUGCUUAUUAUAUCGGCCCUCGCCCGCAGACUACUUUCCCCCGUCAACACAAGGAUCAUUACCCACCGUAUCCCGCACCGCAACAGCCAGUCGAGGGAUAUUAUGAGGAAGCAAGCGCGCCCAGAUCGAAGAAGCAGCCUAAGCCAAGACAGGAGAAGCCACACAAACGAACAAGUCGAGAUGAUGACAUAGAAGAGAUGAAGAGAGGAAUGGAAGAUCUGGCGUUCAGGCAACAGCAAGUGGAUGAUGGUCGGAAAGCUCAAGAAAGACGCGAAAGGAAAAAGGCAUCAGAUGCAGCCUUGAUCAGACAGGUGAAAAAGACUGUACGGAAGGAGCUGGAAAACAAUGCCAGUGCUCUGAGAGACAUUGACGUGCGCUCAGAAUUGAGCAGGCGACUCCUCCGCUCCGACAUUGGCUCUAGGGGUUUUUCCACGCCUGCUCCGUCAGUCUAUGAUGAACCGGAUGCUGGCCCCAUUAUACAAGCUACUGCCAAGGAAAUCUUGAAGGCAGUACGUGGACAGUCGCUGUCAGAUCUUGGAGGCUUUCAAGCUCCUCACAGACCAUCUCAUCGACGAGCUGCAUCAGAAGUUCCUUACUCUGGCGGCAGCCAUCCACCACUACCAAGAGACAGUGAUGCUGCCGCAACUAGCAACCCCUUCAUGCCAAACCAAACGAUCUAUGGUCAACCCCCCUACCAGGGACCCGAUCCACAACAAAGACAAGCCCAGAAAUCCGAAGCCUAUUGGACCGGAACAGUGAGGAAGUCUCGAACGAGGAGUGGAAGCCACUCUGGGCCGCGAUUCCAAGGAGAUACGAAUACGCCACUUCACGGUAGCCUGUCUCCCGAUGACAGCGGCUAUGCUUCACCGGAACCGCUGAGAUCGGAACGACCAUUCGACCAAUCAAGGGCACGAAGGGUUUCAUUCCGAGAUGGCGACGGAGCACCUCGCCUCAGACAUGAGGGCGUUCGAGGUGAAGAAGUGGUUGACUGGUCGGAAGAUGAGGUCGAGGUGCCAGGACACCCCCAAAGACGAACGAGAACAUACAGAACUGGGGCGCCUGGGCAGCCAAACUUCACAAUCGAAGUAAGGGGUCCACCGCCAACAGCGCCAGAGGUUGGCCACUUCUAA
Molecule: messenger RNA, 1308 nt
Organism: Colletotrichum tamarilloi
Lineage: Eukaryota; Fungi; Ascomycota; Sordariomycetes; Glomerellales; Glomerellaceae
Exons: 1
Coding region: 1-1308 (435 amino acids)
Source: RefSeq, a predicted model, not a curated record